Messenger RNA from Fusarium tjaetaba, 3162 nucleotides. Its product is annotated as glycine dehydrogenase. Gene Ontology annotation, biological process: glycine decarboxylation via glycine cleavage system. Bases 1 to 3162 code for a protein of 1053 amino acids. The record is from RefSeq and is a predicted model, not a curated record. The transcript has a single exon. Gene Ontology annotation, cellular component: mitochondrion; glycine cleavage complex. NCBI's taxonomy places the organism in Eukaryota, Fungi, Ascomycota, Sordariomycetes, Hypocreales, Nectriaceae. Gene Ontology annotation, molecular function: glycine dehydrogenase (decarboxylating) activity; glycine binding; pyridoxal phosphate binding.
AUGAUGUCUGCCACUCGUAUCGGACAACGGCUCGCCCGUCAGUCGUCCCGUCGUUCCCCCUUCGCCCUUCAACCACGUCUCACACAGUCGAUCCGUCUCAAUGGAGGAUCCCGGGCAUCAUUCUCAGUCACAGCCAGCGCCCCUCGCUUUGUCGAGUCACAGAGCAGCAGUAAGCUGCAGGAACAUGAGCUGUUCUCAAGGAGGCAUAUUGGCAGCGAGUCCAACGAGCAGACAGAGAUGCUCAAGGUCCUGGACCCUCCCGUGAGCUCCAUGGAGGAAUUUCUCGAGCAGACUAUUCCCCCGCAGGUUCGGAGGAAACAGAAGGGCCUCAACCUUGUCGAACAAUGGUAUGAGGGUGGCGAGGAAGCUGCUGUUCCUCCCAAUGGCCGCACUGAGCACUACAUCCAGCAGGAGAUGCGAAAGCUUGCCAAGAACAACAAGGUCUACGAGUCUUUCAUUGGUGCUGGUUACUACGGAACUCUUGUCCCUGCUGUUAUCCAGCGCAAUGUUCUCGAGAAUCCUGCCUGGUAUACCAGCUACACCCCAUACCAAGCUGAGAUCAGCCAGGGCCGUCUUCAGUCUCUCCUCAACUUCCAAACUCUUAUCACCGAUUUGACUGGUCUCGAUAUCGCCAAUGCCUCUGUUCUCGACGAAGCCACCGCCGCUGCUGAGGCCAUGACCAUGUCUAUGGCCAACGCCCCCAAGGGCAAGGGCCAGAAGGUCUUUGUCGUCUCCAAGGACUGCCACCCCCAGACCAUUGCCGUCCUCCAGUCCAGAGCUGAGGGAUUCGGUAUCAAGCUCGUCAUUGGCGAUGUCCUCGCCGACAACUCCAAGCUCGUUCGCGAAGUUGAGGGCGAUCUCAUUGGAACCUUGAUUCAGUACCCCGAUACCCACGGUGGUGUUCACGACUACCAAGCUCUCGCCGAUAUUGUUCAUGAGAAGAAGGCUCUUCUCAGUGCGUCCACUGAUCUUCUCGCUCUUACCAUGCUCAAGCCUCCUGGAGAGUUUGGCGCUGACAUCGCCAUCGGUAACUCCCAGCGCUUCGGUGUUCCUCUGGGCUACGGUGGUCCCCACGCUGCUUUCUUCGCUACAUCUGAGAAGUACAAGCGCAAGAUUCCCGGCCGUCUCGUUGGUGUUUCCAAGGAUCGUCUCGGCAAGCCUGCUCUUCGCCUGGCCCUCCAGACUCGUGAGCAGCACAUUCGUCGUGAGAAGGCUACCAGCAAUAUCUGCACUGCUCAGGCUCUUCUUGCCAAUAUGUCUGCCUUCUACGCUGUCUACCACGGUCCUAAGGGCCUUAAGACAAUUGCUGAGGAUAUCUGGAGCAAGACCCGUCUUGCCCAGAGCUUGAUCCUUGAGAAGGGCGAAUUCAAGCUUCACACUGAGGGUCUGCGUGAGGAUGGUGCUGUUCUGUUCGACACAGUCACUCUCAGGGGAUCUCCUGAAGCCAUUGCCAAGGUUCACAAGAACGCUGAAUCUCAGAACAUUAACCUUCGCCGCGUUGCUGAGGACAAGGUUGGCUUCUCUCUUCAUGAGGGCGUCACCCUUGAGAGCCUCGGUAACCUCGUCAAGGCCUUCGGUGUUUCUGAGGCUGAGUUUAAGUCUGCUCUCGAUUCUGAUAAGGCUACCUUCCUCAAUGAUCAAAUCCCUGCUUCUCUCCAGCGAAAGACCGGCUACCUCGAGCAGCCUGUCUUCAACCAGUACCACACCGAGACCGAGCUCCUUCGAUACAUCUACCAUCUCCAGUCCAAGGAUGUCUCCCUCGUUCACUCCAUGAUUCCUCUUGGUUCCUGCACAAUGAAGCUCAACGCCACAACCGAGAUGCUUCCUGUUUCCGACCCUGGUAUCAACAACAUCCACCCCUUCGCCCCAGUUGAGCAAGCUUCUGGUUACCAAGCUCUCAUCAGCUCUCUCGCCAAGAACUUGUCUGAGAUCACUGGUAUGGAUGCUACCACUCUUCAGCCCAACUCUGGUGCUCAGGGUGAGUUUGCUGGUCUUCGCUGUAUCAAGGCCUACCACGAGGCUCGUGAUGGAGACAAGCGAAAGGUCUGCCUUAUCCCUGUUUCAGCUCACGGUACCAACCCUGCUUCUGCUGCCAUGGCUGGUAUGAAGGUUGUUACUGUCAAGUGUGACGGCAAGACUGGUAACCUGGAUAUCGAGGAUCUCAAGGCCAAGUGUGCCAAGCACGCUGAUGAGCUUGCUGCUAUCAUGGUUACUUAUCCCUCUACUUUCGGCGUCUUCGAGCCUGAGAUUAAGCAAGUCUGUGAUCUUGUCCACGAGCAUGGCGGUCUUGUCUACAUGGACGGUGCCAACAUGAACGCUCAGAUUGGUCUCUGCAGCCCCGGCGACAUUGGUGCUGAUGUCUGUCAUCUCAACCUCCACAAGACCUUCUGUAUUCCCCACGGUGGUGGUGGUCCCGGUGUUGGUCCUAUCGCUGUGAAGAAGCAUCUUGCUCCUUACCUCCCCGGCCACCCUGAGAUUGAUCCUCAGCGCAUUGGUGCCGAGCGUGAUAGCACAGCUGUUGCUCCCAUCAGCGCCGCUCCUUGGGGUAGCGCCUCCAUUCUCCCCAUCAGCCACACCUACAUCCUCAUGAUGGGCGGAGAUGGUCUUACCAAGCAAACUGGUACCGCCCUCCUCAACGCCAACUACAUCAUGUCCCGUCUCCUACCCCACUACAAGGUCGUCUACACCAACGCAAACGGCCGCUGCGCCCACGAGUUCAUCCUCGACGUUCGUCCCUUUAAGGAGACCGCCGGAGUUGAAGUUGCCGACAUCGCCAAGCGUCUGGCGGACUAUGGCUUCCACUCCCCCACCAUGAGUUUCCCCGUUUCAGGAACCCUCAUGAUCGAGCCCACAGAAUCGGAGUCCCGCGCUGAGCUCGACCGUUUCUGCGAUGCUCUCAUCCAGAUCCGACAAGAGAUUGCCGAUGUCGAGUCUGGCAAGGUUCCCCGCAAGAACAACCUCCUCACAAACGCUCCCCACCCUCAAGAAGACCUUCUCUCUUCCGAGUGGGACCGCCCUUACACUCGUGAGGAGGCAGCUUAUCCGCUGCCUUGGCUCCGCGAAAAGAAGAUGUGGCCCUCUGUGGGACGCGUGGACGAUGCUUAUGGUGACACCAACCUGUUCUGCACAUGCCCCCCUGUGGAGGGAUCUGAGAACUUGUAG